Messenger RNA from Delphinapterus leucas (beluga whale), 981 nucleotides. The record is from RefSeq and is a predicted model, not a curated record. Lineage: Eukaryota; Metazoa; Chordata; Mammalia; Artiodactyla; Monodontidae.
AUGAAAAAGUUUCAACCAGACACGCCGGUUUUUAUUGAAAUCAAGUCUCUUUCUGAUUCUCCACACUCCGGGGCUGAGCAGCCCACGCCGCAGCAGGCCUGCCACAAACGCCGCGUCCAGAACUUUGCACAACUCGAGGGCAGCCCAGACGCCACUCAGGACUCUCGGCUGCGCGGCGGGAGACCCGGCCGGGGUUCGAGCCCCGGGCGCGGCUCGGGGAAGUCCCCGCCUAGCCCACCCCUCCGGACCGAUACGCCCCGGGGCCGCCUCCCCGAGGGCCCGUCCGGAGUCGGGCAGCCGCGGCCGGGCGGGAAGCUCGCGCGGAGAGGGGAGCGGGCCUCGGCGCGCGGUCGGCCCUCUGCGGCCCCAUCCCCGACGCCGAGGAGAAAGUCGCACUUACCGCGUCGGGCUCUGGAGGCGCCCGGUGGUCACGGCGGGGACGGCGGGGAACGGGGGCCGGCGGGCCGAGGAGAGGGAUGCUCGGCCCCUCGGGCGCCCCCAGCCCCUUCCCGGCAGCCUCACCCCCGGCGCCGGCCGGCCCGGAGCCAGCCACUCCGCCUCCGUCAGGCCGCACCAGGCCAGUGGGGACAGAAAUUAGUCAGGCAGCCCCGAAGGGGGGCGAGCGAGCCGGCGGGUGGGGGUCGGGGGUCGGCUCGCCAGUCAGUCCGGGCGCGGCGCGAGCGGCUGCCCGCCCGCCCCGCCCCCUCCAGCAAGGCUCCGCCCCCUCCACCCAGGCUCCGCCCCCUCCUCGCUAGCCCGCCUGCCCCGGGAGACCGCCGCCGCCACCCGGUUGGCGGUUUCCCUUGCCCCGGGAGUGGUGCCCGCCGACGGCCUGGGCCCGGGGAGGGAGAGGAGAAGGGGGAGGGGCGGGGAGUAGACGGGAGGCAAGGCCGCAGGCUGCGGGGAGGGGAGCUUUUGGGGGAGGAGAACGUCAGGCUGGGUGGGGCUCUGGGGGGAGGGGGCGGGGCGCGGAGGACCUGA